CCCAGCGGCAGCUUCGCUGGCUCCUCUCUGAACCCGCAUCGCUUACCUGAACCUCAGGUUUUCUUUAGGGACCUGGGACUCUUUUGUCCUAGACCUUCAGCUUCUCAGCAAACAGGCCUCUACAGCUCCUGCCCUCCCUCUCGGGCCUCUCUUGCCUCACUAGGCCAUUCCACCCUUUGUUCUGCUGCUCAUCCCACUCAUGGAGAACCCAGGACUGGUUGUGCACGGGCAGGCUGCUUCCUUUUCCACAGCACUCCGAAGUCUUGUCAACAACCCCCAGUACAGCGAUGUUUGCUUUGUGGUUGGUCAAGAACGGCAAGAGGUGUUUGCCCACCGGUGCUUGUUGGCCUGUAGAUGCAACUUCUUCCAGAGACUUCUGGGAACAGAGCCGGGCCCUGGGGUACCUAGUGCUGUGGUGCUAAGCACUGUGCCGACCGAGGCCUUCUUAGCUGUGCUGGAGUUCCUGUAUGCCAAUAGCGUCACGCUGCACCGCUGCUCAGUGCUGGAGGUGCUGACAGCAGCUGUAGAAUAUGGGCUGGAGGAACUUCGAGAGUUAUGCCUGGAGUUUGUGAUGAAGGUUCUGGAUGUGGAGCUGGUUUGUGAGGCCCUGCAGGUGGCUGUAACCUUUGGCCUGGGGCCGCUGCAGGAGCGGUGCAUAGCCUUCAUAGAGGCUCACAGCCAGGAGGCUCUACAAACCCGCGGCUUCCUGGAGCUAUCGGCCACUGCGCUGCUGCCCGUGCUACGCAGUGACAAGCUCUGCGUGGACGAGGCUGAGCUGGUCAAGGCAGCCCGAAACUGGGCGCGCGUGGGCGCCGUGAGUGGGAUCUGGGGGAGGCGAGGGCGAAGCGGCGGAGGCCGCAGGAACUCGGCAAGCGGACGGCAGGGCACAGGCCCCCGAUCCGCCGGGGCUCAAGGUUCGCUUCCACAGGCGGUGUUAGAGCGACCGGUGGCAGAGGUGGCGGCUCCAGUGGUUCGAGAGCUGAGACUGGCCUUGCUGGCCCCGGCGGAGUUGAGCGCCCUGGAAGAGCAGAACCGACAGGAGCCGCUCAUCCCGGUGCGGACGCGAGCUCAUCCCGGGCUCAGAUCCACUCUGCCACGUGGGGAUGAGGAGCCAGGGCCUUUGCCAGGGCCUUCGGACUGCAUGGUGACCCUCCUUCUCCUACAGGUGGAGCAAAUUGUGGAGGCGUGGAAGUGCCAUGCCCUACGGAGAGGAGAUGCGGCCCCGGGUGCACCGUGCAGGCGGCGAAGGGGAACCCUGCCCCGGGAUCACCACCGUUUUCUGGACCUUCGUUUAAAAUGAUCCACUUCCGGAACUUGGGAGGCCUCUGAUCACACUCCAAACUACAGCUCCCGAGGUGCUCUGCGCCCGAGGCGGGCUUCCGCCCCCAGCAAGCCCUGCGAGCCGGAGGCCGGAAGGACCAUGUAGGGGCGGGCCAGUGCCAGUGGACCCAAGGUUGGAGUCGUGUCACGGGCUCGGGCGACGCCCCGAGGCCGGAAGCGAGGGUGGCAUCUGUUCCAUGAGCUCACACCGCAUCCUGCUGCCGGUCACUCCUCUAUUCGGUUGACGCUGUUAUCUAUGUAGCGCAUCCCCCUUAACAAGUCAGCUUCCUGGCUCCAGGCUCAGCCCGGAGCUUCUCAUCUUCUCUUCUCUCCCAGUCCCGUAAAUACUGUUUCUCAUUUCGGCGGGUCAGGAACCAGGAUCUCAUUCUUGCUUACCUCAUGCCCUUUCUCCCUUCCAAUAGUACUUUCGAGUUGGUUUAGUCUGCAGCCUAUCUUCUGUCACCUUUGGGGAUCUUUUCUGCCGUUACCCUGCCAGUGCUCCCUCACUCCCUCCCCACCCCCUAGUGCUCAUUGCACCCCCGUGAGGGUCCCAUUGUUGUGAUUGUCACGCCCUUCCCUGAUUCCUUCAGCGUCCUUAACGGCAUUCCAGGAAAAGCUACUAAAGUUUCUAGCUAUUUAGUGGUUCUUAACACUGAAUUGGGGAGUUCCAGAAUUAACUUUUUUUCGGGGGGGGAGUAGGAGGUGGGUAAUCUCUCACUGUGUAACCCCAGCUGGCCUAAAACUCACUUUGUAGGUCAGGCUAGCCUGGAACUCACAGAGCUCUGACUGCCUCUGCCUCCCUGGUACAGCGAUUAAAGGCAUCAUGUACUAUUCCAUCUAAAUUAAAAACAACAAAAAAGCUGGACAGUGGUGGCACAACGCCUUUGAUCCAGGCACUGGGGAGGCAGAGGCAGGCGACUCGCUAAAUUUUAGGCCAGACUGGUCCGCAGAGCAAGUACCAAGACAGCCAGGGCUACACAGGGAAACCCUGUCUCGGAAAAUUAAAAACAAAACAGCCCACAAAAACCUCUUAAAGAGAUGGGAAGGAAUCUUAACUCAGUUGCUCAGGCUGGUCUGGACUUAUUGAGCUGAAACGGUUCCACCUCAACACCCCCACCUUCAGUAACUGGAACUACUAUGGUAUUAGAUGUAUAUAUAUUUUACAUAUAUAUUUUUUUUUCCAAGAAAAACCACCACUGCCUGGCUCCUAGCAAAUAAUUUUAAAGGAGAUGUAAAGCAAGAUUUAAAAAUGAAGGACAGUGGACAAUUUAAAAGGAAAUAAAAUUACAAUUCUGACAUAUAAAAAUGUUUGCUUGGGGGCUGGAGAGAUGGCUCAGUGGUUAAGAGCAUUGCCUGCUCUUACAAAGGUCCUGAGUUCAA
Molecule: messenger RNA, 2700 nt
Organism: Arvicola amphibius (Eurasian water vole)
Lineage: Eukaryota; Metazoa; Chordata; Mammalia; Rodentia; Cricetidae
Gene: Btbd19
Product: BTB domain containing 19
Exons: 6
Coding region: 200-1300 (366 amino acids)
Molecular function (GO): protein binding
Source: RefSeq, a predicted model, not a curated record